This is a messenger RNA of Maudiozyma saulgeensis, 1716 nucleotides long. Lineage: Eukaryota; Fungi; Ascomycota; Saccharomycetes; Saccharomycetales; Saccharomycetaceae. The record is from the annotation of a GenBank genome assembly.
AUGUCUGCUGCUCCUGUUGAAGAAAACAUUAAUAACGAGUCUCAAUUGACUCCAACCGCCUCCGGUUCCAACUCAGUUCUAUCUACUCCAUCCAACAAGGCUGACAGAGAUGAACUAAAGGAAGAGGCUGAAAACGCCGAAGAAGACGCUGCUGCCUUCGAUGAUAUGCCUCUAAAACCAGCUUCCGCUUACGUUACCGUCUCUAUCAUGUGUGUCAUGAUUGCCUUCGGUGGUUUCGUUUUCGGUUGGGAUACUGGUACUAUUUCUGGUUUCGUUAACCAAACUGAUUUCAUUCAAAGAUUAGGUCAAAAACGUCACGAUGGUACUUACUACUUGUCUAAGGUCAGAACUGGUCUAGUUGUCUCUAUUUUCAACAUUGGUUGUGCUAUUGGUGGUGUUAUCUUAUCCAAGGUAGGUGAUAUCUACGGUAGAAAAAUUGGUUUAGUCACUGUUGUUACCAUUUACGUCAUCGGUUUAAUCAUUUCCAUUGCUACUCAACAUGCUUGGUACCAAUAUUUCAUUGGUAGAAUUAUCUCCGGUUUAGGUGUCGGUGGUAUUGCCGUCUUGUCCCCAAUGUUGAUUUCUGAAGUUUCUCCAAAGCACUUGAGAGGUCCAUUGGUCUCCUGUUACCAAUUGAUGAUUACUCUAGGUAUUUUCUUAGGUUACUGUACUAACUUCGGUACCAAGAAUUACUCCAACACUGUCCAAUGGAGAGUUCCAUUAGGUCUAGGUUUCGCAUGGGCUCUAUUUAUGAUUGGUGGUAUGACUUUUGUUCCAGAAUCUCCACGUUUCUUGGUCGAAGUCGGUAGAAACGAAGAUGCUAAGAGAUCCAUUGCUGUCUCUAACAAGGUCUCUAUCGAUGAUCCAUCUGUUCAAGCUGAAUUAGAAUUAUUGAUGGCUGCUUCUGAAGCUGAAAAACUUGCUGGUAACGCUUCCUGGGGUGAAUUAUUCUCUACUAAGACUAAGAUUUUCCAACGUUUAAUCAUGGCUUGUAUGAUUCAAUCUCUACAACAAUUGACUGGUGAUAACUAUUUCUUCUACUAUGGUACUACCAUUUUCAACGCUGUUGGUAUGGAUGAUUCUUUCGAAACUUCCAUUGUUUUAGGUAUUGUUAACUUUGCUUCCACUUUCGUCGGUAUCUGGGCUGUUUCUAGAUUCGGUAGAAGAACUCUAUUACUAUGGGGUUCUGCUGCCAUGACUGCUUGUAUGGUUGUUUUCGCUUCUGUCGGUGUUACUAGAUUAUGGCCAGAUGGUACCAACCACAAGGAAAACUCUUCCAAGGGUGCUGGUAACUGUAUGAUUGUUUUCACCUGUUUCUUCAUUUUCUGUUUCGCUCCAACUUGGGCUCCAUUAGUUUUCGUUGUCUGUUCUGAAUCUUUCCCAUUGAGAGUUAGAUCUAAGUGUAUGGCUUUAGCUCAAGCUUGUAACUGGAUGUGGGGUUUCUUAAUUGGUUUCUUCACUCCAUUUAUUACUGGUGCUAUUAACUUUUACUACGGUUACGUUUUCAUGGGUUGUCUAUGUUUCUCCUGGUUCUACGUUUUCUUCUUUAUCCCAGAAACUAUGGGUCUAUCUCUAGAAGAAGUCGACCAAAUGUGGCUAGAAGGUGUCCUACCAUGGAAGUCUGCUGGUUGGGUUCCACCAUCCAAGAGAGGUGCUGAAUACGAUGCUGAAGCUAUGGCUCAUGAUGAUAAGCCAUGGUACAAGAGAAUGAUGUAA